ACCCCCCCGCCCCAUCCCUCCCCCGGCUCGGCACUAGCGCAGCUUCCCUGACGCGAGAGCUGCGUUAGGCCCACGGCUGAUGCAAGAAGGCCCGCUGGUGGCUACGGCAGUGACUUCUUCCACACUUGGCGACCCCUUGCCCACCGAGGGCGGAGAGAAGCGCGGCGCAACCCCGUUAUAACGGGUGCAGACUCAGGGGCGGGGUGCAGGCUCGCUCGGGUGUGGAGCGUGCGGAGUUGGGGCGGAGUCCGCGCUUCUCGUGGCGGGGGUCUUGCGCUCAGGCUUUCAUUAUUUUUCCAGUCAGUGUCGCCGUGUCACGCGCUCCGGGUCUCCGCUGCCCCUGCCGUGAGCCAUGGCCCAGGAAUCACUGACUUUCAGAGAUGUGGCCAUAGACUUCUCCCAGGAGGAGUGGGGAUGGCUUCAGCCAGCUCAGAGAGAUUUGUACAGACAUGUAAUGUUGGAGAACUAUGACCAUUUGGUCUCACUAGGUCUUAACAUUUCUAAGCCAGAUGUGGUUUCCUUAUUGGAGCAAGGAAAAGAGCCCUGGAUGGGGAAAGGAGAUGUGAGAAGAGAUCUGUUUUCAGAGUCAAAUGGUACAGUCAAAGAGUUUUCUCCAAAAAAUGUCACAUGUGAAGUUGCGCCAUCCCAGUAUUUAUUAAUGGAAAGAAUUUUAAGUGGAGGCCCUGCAUAUUCCAAUUUUAAAGAAGGCUGGAAGUGUGAGGAUAACACUAAGAUGAAAGGAAGUCAAGGAUUUAUCAGACAAGUGACAGUUACUCUUCCAAAAUCUUUGUCUCAGCGAAUGAGUAUCAGUACUGUGAAGAGGCCCUAUGGAUGUCAUGAAUGUGGAAAAUCAUUCAGUCGGCGCUUUUCCCUUGUCUUACAUCAGAGAACACAUACUGGUGAGAAACCCUAUGUAUGUAAGGAGUGUGGCAAAACCUUUAGCCAGAUUUCGAACCUUGUGAAACAUCAAAUGAUACAUACUGGAAAGAAACCCCAUGAGUGUAAGGACUGUAAUAAAACAUUCAGUUACCUUUCAUUUCUCAUUGAACACCGGAGAACACAUACUGGGGAGAAACCUUAUGGAUGUGCUGAAUGUGGAAAGGCAUUUAGCCGUGCCUCAAACCUCACUCGACAUCAGAGAAUUCACGUAGGAAAGAAACAACAUGUUUGUAGGAAAUGUGGGAAAGCCUUCAAUAGUGGCUCAGAACUUAUUCGCCAUCAGGUUACUCAUACUGGAGAGAAACCUUAUGAAUGCAUUGAAUGUGGAAAGGCAUUUCGCCGUUCGUCACACCUUACUAGACAUCAAAGCAUCCAUACUACCAAAACCCCUUAUGAAUGUAACGAAUGUAAAAAAGCUUUCCGUUGCCGUUCAUUCCUUCUUAAACAUCAAAGAAUUCAUGCUGGAGAAAAGCUCUAUGAAUGUGAUGAAUGUGGUAAAGUUUUCACAUGGCAUGCAUCUCUUACACAACAUAUGAAAAUUCAUACUGGAGAAAAACCCUAUUCAUGUACUGAAUGUGACAAAACAUUUAGUCGGAGCUUUUCCCUUAUUCUACAUCAGAUAACACAUACCGGAGAAAAACCCUAUCUGUGUAAAGUAUGCAAUAAAUCUUUCAGCUGGAGCUCAAACCUUGCUAAACAUCAGAGGAUACAUACCUUGGAGAACUAUGAAUAUGAAAAUUCAUUUAACUACCAUGCAUUCCUUUCUGAACACCAGAGAAUUCAUGCCAUAGAGAAAAUCUAACAAAGUAUGGAUAGUAUGUAUAUAUAUAUAUAUAUAUGUAUGUAUAUAUGUGUGUGUGUGUGUGUAUUUAACCACAUAUGGCAGUGCUCAGGGGCUAAUAUUGGCUCUGUGCUCAGGGCUUACUCUUGACUUUGUGCUUGGGGGACUGUAUGUGGUGCCAGGGAUGGAAUCUGGGGUCAGCCACAUGUAAGGCAAGUACUUUAUUUCUUAAAUUUUCUCCUAUUCAGUUCUGAGUUUUGGUUUUGGUUUUUGGGUCAUACCCAGCAGUGCUCAGGGCUUACUCCUGGCUCUGUGCUCAGGGCUCACUUUUAGCGGACUUGGGGGACCAUAUGGGGUGCUGGGUAUUGAACCUGGGUCAGCCACAUGCAAGGUGUGACUUGAUGUAUUAUCACUCAUGUCCCCAGUGUGGAUUGUAAAAAACUAGAGCGUGCCAACGGGCAUGUGCACUUGCGGGCUCUCCGGGCGGCUCUGUCUCACCGCCCACGUUCGGUGCUCUGGAACCGCUAUGUGUGGCUGUUGGUCAAGGGCAGGCGAUGGAAGGAAGAAGGCCAAACUGGUUGCUCGAUCAGUUUAUUUCAUUCUCUCUCUCUGCUUCUCUCCCGGUUCUGGAUCUCUCUUUGGAUCUCUGGAUCUGGCCCCUCAACCUACUCUUACAGCCUAGUUAAAUCCCCCCAGCAUGAGGGGUUUGGGGCGUACACAUAGGUGUGGUCACAGUCAAUAGGGGUAAGGUUCCUUUCCCUCAGGGGAUGCUUCUCCUAGGACUGAUUCUCUUUCAGCAGGAGUCCCAUGAGUGUUUCUCUUCUCAUCCAGCAAACAUAUAAGCAUUCAUAAUAUUAAUCAUUUUGUAUGGACACAAUAAGAAAUGCAUUAAAGCUUAUAGAAUUGCUCUCCUGGGGCCAUCUCUAUCUCAGACUACAGUGCUCAAGCCAGAACAGUCUUUCCUAUCCCUAGCAGGGUCCUAGUCUCAUCAUUACUUUUGGAUCAUGACAGCAUUUGUCUAUGAUCAAGCUCUUAACUUAUAGUUAAGAAUUAGGCACUUUGGCCAGGCACAUCUCGAUGCCAGGGUAGCACAUAACUCACCACUUGCCCUGGAUCCUUCCCGUCCCUCGUCGGGACCCUGCUUUUGGGGUGCUAGGAACUGAGGGCAACUGAGGCUUAAGUGGAGAAAGCAGAUGCCCGGGAGGGAAUAAUAUUUGAAGCCAAUUAAGUCCCAAGUUACAAAAGCAUAAUAUUGUCUUCUUGUGUCUAUACAAAAAAGACAUUGCUUUAAAGUAAAUUAUUCAAAAGGCAUAAGGAGAGGAGAAAGGUAAUAUUAAUUUAUAAUAUAAGUUCAGUAUCCUAGGAAGGUCUGACCUUACAAAUUAGCAGAGUCAGAUUAGGGGGAGAAGCUGAUUAACUGUUUUUUGGGGAAGAGAGCAUAGAGAAGUGAUUACAGCUAAACAAAGGGAUGGGAGAGAUUUGGGAACACCUUGAUGGGUGUGACUGGGGUAAGCCUAAACUCCGGGAAAAUCCAGGACAAGCUCCUUGUGGCAAGGGGGGAGAGGACAAAGUAAUGUCAUCCUACAGUAGAUUUUAAAAGUUCCUUACUUUGACAUCAGAGAACUGAUGGUAAGAAGCCUUAUGUAAAUGUGUUGAAUGUGAGGAUAUGUGAAUCAUAUCUUAUUUAACAUUCUGGAGAAAAUUCAAGGAAUAUGUAAGCCAUGAAUAGCUUUGAUUGUUAUUUUUGGCAAUACUAGAAGAUAAAAAUCAGUUGGUAUUGAUAAGGUUCCUCAUCUGAUAGGCUUCCCAUAAUCUCCACUUGUAUUUUUUCAGUACCAUAGAUCCUACUCAGGGUGUCACACGUACCAGGCAAGGACUCUACUACUCAGCUACAUCCCUGCUGUACGUUUGUAAAAUUUUACCAGAAAAAGACACAUGUCAAAUGUGAGAAGCCUCCUAAUUGGAGAUGAGUCCUCAUUUUGUAUCUAGGCUUAAUCAGGACAGAAUGCAUGGGAAAGGAUGCACAUUUUUGUGGACAUCAGAAAAUUUGAACUUAAGCAAAGUUGUGCAGAUUGAUUGCUGAUACCUUCUUGUACAUGUAAUAUUUAUUAACAAUGUAAAAAAACUUAGGAGAAAAGUAACUGCAAUAUUUUAGACCUGCAGAAAUUAUACCAUACAAAAACUUAACUUUGUAUGUAAUGAAUGUGACAUAACCUUCCAGUUUUGAAGAGUACUGAAAGGUAUCUGUGUGGGAAAGUUUUUUUUUCUUUAAAGCCUUUUUUGAGUUAAGCAUAUUCAAGGAAGGUAUGAAUAAAACUAGCUUUAUAGUAAA
Molecule: messenger RNA, 4052 nt
Organism: Sorex araneus (European shrew)
Lineage: Eukaryota; Metazoa; Chordata; Mammalia; Eulipotyphla; Soricidae
Gene: ZNF140
Product: zinc finger protein 140
Exons: 4
Coding region: 353-1741 (462 amino acids)
Biological process (GO): regulation of transcription by RNA polymerase II
Cellular component (GO): nucleus
Molecular function (GO): DNA-binding transcription activator activity, RNA polymerase II-specific; RNA polymerase II cis-regulatory region sequence-specific DNA binding
Source: RefSeq, a predicted model, not a curated record